Messenger RNA from Helianthus annuus (common sunflower), 3180 nucleotides. Its product is annotated as putative GTP diphosphokinase RSH1, chloroplastic. The coding region runs from base 329 to 2947 and encodes 872 amino acids. NCBI's taxonomy places the organism in Eukaryota, Viridiplantae, Streptophyta, Magnoliopsida, Asterales, Asteraceae. The transcript is spliced from 24 exons. Gene Ontology annotation, biological process: guanosine tetraphosphate metabolic process. The record is from RefSeq and is a predicted model, not a curated record.
AACACUUAAAUACCUUUUUUUGUGGCUUCCGGCUAACCAUUUUCAUUAUCCUCUUCCUCAUAUUCUGCAUCAUCCUCCUCAAUUUCACUCAAAUCUCUUCAUAUAAACCCUAAUUUCAACAAUAAUUACGAACACGAAUCCUCUAAUCCUCCACUGCAGUUAACCUCCGGUGAUUCCGCGUGUAUUCAUCCGAUACGAUCUGUUGAAUCGAUUGAAUCGAUUGAAUUGAUUGAAUUUCAAUUUGUUUUGAUGUUCGAUUCGAGUUUUACAGUCAUGCACAGCUCGAUUGAUUGAAAUUACUGUCAGGUUCCGAUGCUUGUCGUUGAUUAUGGCUUCUGCUCCGUUUUUGUCAGGUAUGUCGUUAGAGUGUGUGAGUGUGUGUAAGUAUCCGAAAGCGGAUGGAAGUGGAAGUGGAAGUGGAAGAUAUGACUGUAGUUCGGUUACGUGUGCGUGGAAGGCGCCUAGGGUUUUGACUGGAUCGCUUGCUAGUACGGCGAAUGGACAGAGUGAACGAAGGAUUCGACAUGCUCAUAGAUGUGAAGCUUCAGAUCGUUUAUCUUCACGAAGACCUGUAAGGUCAAAAUUGCUCCAUCUAGCUUGUAAGAAAUGGGAAGUGGGUUCGUCGUCUUCUUCUUUUUCUUCAGGAUAUGAUGAGGUUUCUCCUGAACAUUUGUGGGAGGAUCUUAAACCUGCUAUUGCAUACCUUGCAUCUGAUGAGUUAAAGCUAGUGCGCGACGCUUUACAUCUGGCCUUUGAGGCACACAAUGGGCAAAAACGGCGAAGUGGAGAACCCUUUAUCAUUCACCCCGUUGAAGUUGCAAAAAUUCUUGGAGAACUAGAAUUGGACUGGGAGUCGAUUGCUGCUGGUUUAUUGCAUGACACAGUUGAAGACACAAAUCUUGUUACUUUUGAAGAAAUAGAGAUAAAAUUUGGUGCCGCUGUCCGUCACAUUGUUGAAGGAGAAACUAAGGUGUCAAAACUUGGAAAGUUGAAGUACAAAAAUGAAAGUCGCUCAAUACAAGAUGUGAAAGCUCACGAUCUUCGACAAAUGUUUCUAGCCAUGACUGAGGAGGUGCGGGUGAUAAUUGUUAAAUUAGCAGACAGAUUACAUAAUAUGCGGACUCUUUCACAUAUGCCUUCACAUAAGCAGUACAGCAUUGCAAUGGAGACGCUGCAAGUUUUUGCUCCUCUUGCAAAGCUCCUAGGAAUGUACCAAAUUAAGUCUGAGCUUGAGAAUCUAUCCUUCAUGUACACAAAUCCGCAAGAUUAUGCUACAGUGAAGAGACGGGUUGCAGAACUUUGUAAAGAACAGGAGAAAGAAAUUGAAGAGGCAAAUAAAAUAUUGAUUAAGAAAAUUGAAGAGGACCAGUUCUUAGACCUUAUGACUGUGAAAACGGAAGUGCUUUCUGUCUGUAAAGAACCUUACAGCAUCCAUAAAUCUGUAGUCAAAUCAAAAGGUUCAAUAAAUGAAGUUAAUCAAAUUGCACAGCUGAGGAUUAUUGUUAAACCCAAGUCUUGUGUUGGUGUGGGCCCGCUAUGUAAUGCACAACAGAUUUGCUACCAUGUUCUUGGGCUGGUACAUGGAAUCUGGACGCCUGUUCCUCGAUCUAUGAAAGACUACAUUGCAACCCCAAAACCCAAUGGCUAUCAGAGUCUUCAUACUACUGUAAUUCCUUUUCUGUACGAGAGCAUGUUUCGUCUAGAAGUGCAGAUUAGAACUGAAGAAAUGAAUUUGAUAGCAGAAAGAGGUAUUGCUGCUCACUACAGUGGGAAAAUUGUCGUUAAUGGUUUAGUCAGAGAUACAAUGGCUAAUGACAGAAACUCGAGAGGGAAACCAGUCUGCCUUAAUAAUACAAAUGUGGCCCUAAGGAUCGGUUGGCUCAAUGCGAUUAGAGAAUGGCAAGAGGAGUUUGUUGGACACAUGAGCUGUAGAGAGUUUGUAGAUACAAUCACCAAGGAUCUUUUGGGUAGCCGUGUUUUUGUUUUUACGCCAAGGGGGGAGAUAAAAAAUCUACCCAAAGGAGCAACUGUCAUUGACUAUGCUUAUAUGAUACACACUGAUAUUGGAAACAGUAUGGUCGCUGCAAAGGUUAAUGGAAAUAUUGUACCUCCCUUGCAUGUGCUUGCAAAUGCUGAAGUUGUGGAGAUAGUGACUUAUAAUGCACUCUCUAGCAAGUCAGCUUUCCAGAGACACAAGCAAUGGUUGCAACAUGCAAAAACACGCAGUGCCAGACACAAGAUUAUGAAAUUUUUGAAGGAGCAAGCUGCUCAAUCUGCAGCCGAACUAACAGCUGAGUCUGUGAAUGAAUUUCUUGCUGAUUCUGGAGACGAUAGUGAAACCGAAGAAGUUACCGACUACUCUAAAGGGACCCAACACACGUGGGAAAAGAUCCUCAUGAAUGUCAUGGAAAUGUCAUCCAUGAAGAUAAUUGGUCAAGAUAUCUUCCAGUUUAAAAACGGUAGUGGUAUUAAGGUUCCCAAGGUUAAUGGAAAACAUAACAAAAAUAUGAAAAAUACGAGUCUGACCAAGUCAAAGGAGGACCCGCUCUCUCAAGGGAAUGGUGUUGCUAAAAUGAUAUUUGCUGAUGUUCCAAUGUAUAAGGAAGUGUUACCCGGUCUUGAAAGCUGGCGUGAUGGGAAAGUUUCGUCAUGGAGUGAUUUUGAAGGACACUCUAUUCAAUGGAUGUGUGUCGUUUGCAUAGACCGAAGAGGUAUGCUUGCUGACAUCACAAAGACCUUAGCAGACGUUGGUGUCACAAUAUGCUCAUGUGCGGCGGAGGUGAUUAAAGAAAAAGGAAUGGCGGUUAUUCUCUUCCAUGUUGAAUCAAGUUUGGACGACAUGGUUAGCGCGUGUUCGCGUGUAGAUAUGGUCAUUGGGGUCCUAGGAUGGUCCACGGGGUGCAGCGUACCUGGGCUAACUGAAAGUAGGCAUGUACAAGAAUGUUGAUCAUGUAAUGUGGUCAACGGAGGUUGACCAAGAUUCUUUCUUUGGUACUUUUCAUGUAUGUAGGUAUUUAAUUGUCGUAUAUUUGUCCAACCAUGAUGAUCAAAGUAACCAAAUGUGUGUAGAGGCAGGUGGAGUGUAUAUAAAGGAAGAGAAAAAGAACUAGUUGUGAAGAUGAAGAGUAUACAUGUAAAGAUACUUGGAAUGAUAAUAAAGUUUACUAGAUUGUUAAAACC